Molecule: messenger RNA, 1275 nt
Organism: Mizuhopecten yessoensis (Yesso scallop)
Lineage: Eukaryota; Metazoa; Mollusca; Bivalvia; Pectinida; Pectinidae
Exons: 2
Coding region: 1-1275 (424 amino acids)
Source: RefSeq, a predicted model, not a curated record
AUGUCGCUCAGAGGCACACUGAUAGACCAAACAAAGACGUCAAUCCCUAUCGAACCGGUCCAUCGUAGAGAUCAAACAAAGACGUUAAUCCCUAUUGAGCCGGUCCAUCGUAGAGACCAAACAAAGACGUCAAUCCCUAUCGAACCGGUCCAUCGUAGAGACCAAACAAAGACGUCAAUCCCUAUUGAGACGGUCAAUCGUAGAGACCAGACAAAGACGUCAAUCCCUAUCGAGACGGUCCAUCGUAGAGACCAAACAAAGACGUCAAUCCCUAUCGAGCAGGUCCAUCGUAGAGAUCAAACAAAGACGUCAAUCCCUAUCGAACCGGUCCAUCGUAGAGACCAAACAAAGACGUCAAUCCCUAUUGAGACGGUCAAUCGUAGAGACCAGACAAAGACGUCAAUCCCUAUCGAGACGGUCCAUCGUAGAGACCAAACAAAGACGUCAAUCCCUAUCGAGCCGGUCCAUCGUAGAGAUCAAACAAAGACGUCAAUCCCUAUCGAGCCGGUCCAUCGUAGAGACCAAACAAAGACGUCAAUCCCUAUCGAACCGGUCCAUCGUAGAGAUCAGACAAAGACGUCAAUCCCUGUCGAGACGGUCCAUCGUAGAGAUCAAACAAAGACGUCAAUCCAUAUCGAGCAGGUCCAUCGUAGAGAUCAAACAAAGACGUCAAUCCCUAUCGAACCGGUCCAACGUAGAAACCAAACAAAGACGUCAAUCCCUAUCGAGACGGUCCAUCGUAGAGAUCAAACAAAGACGUCAAUCCCUAUCGAGCCGGUCCAUCGUAGAGACCAAACAAAGAUGUCAAUCCCUAUCGAACCUGUCCAUCGUAGAGACCAGACAAAGACGUCAAUCCCUAUCGAACCGGACCAUCGUAGAGACCAGACAAAGACGUCAAUCCCUAUCGAGCCGCCGGUCUAUCGUAGAGACCAAACAAAGACGUCAAUCCCUAGCGAGCCGGUCCAUCGUAGAGACCAAACAAAGACGUCAUUCCCUAUCGAACCGGUCCAUCGUAGAGACCAGACAAAGACGUUAAUCCCUAUUGAGCCGGUCCAUCGUAGAGACCAAACAAAGACGUCAAUCCCUAUCGAACCGGCCCAUCGUAGAAACCAAACAAAGACGUCAAUCCCUAUCGAGCCGGUCCAUCGUAGAGACCAAACCAGAGAAAAACGCAAUCAGAAAUCAUGCGAGACCAGAAGAGACAGAAAUCAAACGAAACUAGCACUCAGGGUAACUAUGCCAACUAUCACAAACACAAACGAGACCAAACAAUGA